AUGCGCGCGCCCGGGCGCCCGCUGCUCCUGGGGCUGCUGCUGGUGCUGAGCGCGGCCGGCCCGCGCGGGGCGCGCGCGCAGCCCCGGGGCCCGGCCGACCGACGCUCCCUGCUGCGGCUGCUGGCGGAGCUGGUCCGGGAGCUGCAGACGCUCCACCUGGGCGAGGCCAAGCAGCUGCCAGGGCUCGGGCAGCCGGGCUUCGCCUUGGGCCGCAGGGAGGCAGCGGACUACGGGCCAGACCCUGAGGAGCAGAGAGUGGAGAUUGUUCCUAGAGAUCUGAGGAUGAAGGACAAGUUUCUGAAACACCUCACAGGGCCUCUUUAUUUCAGUCCGAAGUGCAGCAAACACUUCCACAGACUUUACCACAACACUCGAGACUGCACCAUCCCUGCAUACUAUAAAAGAUGUGCCAGGCUUCUUACCCGGUUGGCUGUCAGUCCCAUGUGCAUGGAGGGAUAAGCUGCAAAGGAGCAACAUGCCAGGAACCCUGCGAAGUGCCUUGGAAAACAACAGGGAACAGAACCAUCUUCUUUACCAUUCCCUGUGGACAGAGAUUUAUUUUUGCAGACAGACUUCCAUAAUUCCGUUGUUUUGUAUGUUGACACUGUGCAAAUAUAUAUUCAGUAAAUCAGUAUACUUGACAAUGAUCCUUGUCAAACUAUUAAAAAAACAAGAAAACACUACAUUUGAUGUGUUGUGUAGAAGAAAAUACUUCAUUUUCCUGGUUAGGCAAAUCAGAGUAUUUCUUUAGAGACAUAGGCAGAAAUCUUAAAACUAUAUUUUCAUAUAGCAUACAAUAUGAUUUGAUAGUUUAUUACUUUUACAAUUAAACUCCCAGAGUAUUAGUUGGAACUGCAUAAAAAUAUAAAAGAACUUAAGCCAAAAAACUUCAACCAUGUUUUGGAGGGAAUAGAGUAUAAAUCUGAAUACAUCCAAGCUAAUCCCAUUUAUCUUAUGUAAGAAUAAUGUAAAAUAGCAUCCCAGCUACUGUGCAAUAUGUAAAUAAUGUAAAUAAAAACAAGUAAUAAAUGAAA
Messenger RNA from Dipodomys spectabilis (banner-tailed kangaroo rat), 1034 nucleotides. It is a transcript of the gene Alkal2, whose product is annotated as ALK and LTK ligand 2. Bases 1 to 459 code for a protein of 152 amino acids. Gene Ontology annotation, molecular function: receptor signaling protein tyrosine kinase activator activity; receptor tyrosine kinase binding. The transcript is spliced from 5 exons. Gene Ontology annotation, biological process: positive regulation of ERK1 and ERK2 cascade; positive regulation of ERK5 cascade. The record is from RefSeq and is a predicted model, not a curated record. NCBI's taxonomy places the organism in Eukaryota, Metazoa, Chordata, Mammalia, Rodentia, Heteromyidae.